AAAAUUUGGAAAAUAAAAAAAAUUAAGGCCGUAUUUUUUGUAGUGCACAAUUUUCUAAUAAAACUUUUCCUUGAAAAUCUUGUAAUAGAAAACAUACUUUUAACUCCUAGUCAUUUUAAAGUAUUUGAAUGCAUUUCCAACUAAAGUAUUGGGUGGUUUUUCCAAUUUUCUAAAAUCUGUUAAUUCAGUGCAGGAAUUUUCACAUCAAUAUUUUUGCGUUCACAUGCGUCGGCCUACCGUCAACUUUUCAGCACCAAUCCAGUCAUCAAUUCGCAGUCGCACCCCGCACUAGAACGCAACCAAUCGCCUUCUCACCGGACUUUUUCAACACCAUAUUCAGUUUCAGUGCCAAUAAAAUCGCCCAGCGCACUCGGACACCGAGAAAAGAAUAUAAAACAGCAAAAAAAAUAUUGGUCAAUUUAAUUUUUGUUUUAUUUCGAAGCUCAAAGGUUGUACAAUAAACUAUUAAUCAUAACACAACCGCGAGCUAAAAUCUAAACAACUAUGAUCUUGCUGGAAAUUAAUAAUCGGAUCGUGGAAGAAACGCUUUUAGUGAAAUUCCGGAAUGCACUUGCUGGCUUAAAAGCCGAGUCGAUUGAUGUCACAAUAGCGGAUUUUGAUGGGGUGUUAUUUCACAUAUCAAAUGUGAACGGUGAUAAGACGAAAGUUAGAACAAGCAUAGCAUUAAAAUUCUAUAAGCAGUUGCAAGAACAUGGAGCUGAUGAACUCUUGAAGAGAGAGUAUGGAAGUUUACUCACAGAAACUGAGGAAGGUUACAACGUCUCAGUACUUAUUAAUUUAGAUAACAUACCAUCAGACUGGGAAAAUGUUGCUCAUAAAAUUGGACUCUUGAAAAGGAACUGUUUCGCUUCUGUUUUUGAGAAAUAUUUUGAUUUUCAAGAAGCUGGCGAAGAAGGUCAAAAACAAGCAGUUAUUAAUUAUCGAACCGAUGAGACAUUAUAUGUUGAAGCAAAGCCUGAUCGAGUGACCGUUGUGUUUAGUACUAUAUUCCGUGAUGAGGAUGAUGUAGUUAUAGGUAAAGUUUUUAUGCAGGAAUUGAGAGAAGGUCGUCGAGCAUCGCAUACAGCGCCGCAAGUAUUAUUCUCUCAUCGAGAACCGCCAUUAGAGUUGGCGAAUUCAGAUGCUAAAGUAGGCGACAAUAUUGGUUAUGUUACUUUUGUUUUAUUUCCCCGCCACACAAACAAGGAGACUAGAGACAACACUAUUAAUUUAAUCCAUAUGUUCCGUGACUACUUGCAUUAUCACAUUAAGUGUUCAAAGGCAUACAUCCAUUCAAGGAUGCGAGCUAAAACUUCAGAUUUCCUUAAGGUACUUAACCGUGCUCGACCGGAAACCAAACCCACAGAAAAGAAAACUAUAACGGGGAGGACAUUUAUUCGGAAAGAAUGAUUAAUGGACAUUGUCUAGUUGUUUUAUAUUAUAUAUUAAUGUAUUAAUAAUUAUUAAAUAAUUAAAAGUAAACAGUAAAAAAGAAAAACAAAAUUUAAUAGAAAUAAAAAACAAACACCAAAACGAAACAUUAACACUUAUCUAAGGACAUAUUUCGAGAGCGUUGUAACUCCUAUCAAGUAAAAAAGAUUUAUAUUGAUGAAUUGAAGAUUUUUUAAAAAGUUAAUCGGUUAAAUAUACGAUAAGUCCCGAUAAAUAAAUUACAAAAAAUAAUGCUGCCCAAGAAAUAAAACAAAAUCAUCCAAUUUAAGCAACAAAUAAAAAAUGAAAUUAUUCAAAAUGAACCUAA
This is a messenger RNA of Eupeodes corollae, 1759 nucleotides long. It is a transcript of the gene Arpc2, whose product is annotated as actin-related protein 2/3 complex subunit 2. The transcript has 8 exons. Gene Ontology annotation, cellular component: Arp2/3 protein complex; actin cytoskeleton. The record is from RefSeq and is a predicted model, not a curated record. Lineage: Eukaryota; Metazoa; Arthropoda; Insecta; Diptera; Syrphidae. Gene Ontology annotation, biological process: Arp2/3 complex-mediated actin nucleation; actin filament polymerization. Gene Ontology annotation, molecular function: structural constituent of cytoskeleton; actin filament binding. Bases 505 to 1410 code for a protein of 301 amino acids.